Exophiala dermatitidis NIH/UT8656 is the source of this 2307-nucleotide messenger RNA. RefSeq lists its product as uncharacterized. Bases 260 to 1870 code for a protein of 536 amino acids. The record is from RefSeq and is a predicted model, not a curated record. The transcript has a single exon. NCBI's taxonomy places the organism in Eukaryota, Fungi, Ascomycota, Eurotiomycetes, Chaetothyriales, Herpotrichiellaceae.
CCCUGGGACCAUGGUAAAAGAAAAAGCCAUUAUUAUGUAACGACGAUAUAGCGAGGGAGAGCGCGGGGUGACCAUGCCCCAGCCCUGCCCGACGGGAUUUUGUUAAUUCGUGUGUUAUAACAGGGUUCGCCGAUCCCCCACAAACCUGAACCAGGCGCUUUAUUAUUGUAAAGUCGGGAACACCGUCCGUCUCCAACCAAACCGAGAACCCGACCACAAAGGAAUAUCUCGAGAUUCCUGGUCGUGGUGAAUAUCUUGAAUGGAGACAUGCACAUGGCAGGACAACCCUAAGGACAAGGACAUGGACCAAUGGCACCCAACAGCAGCAGGACAUUACGAACGGAAGGCCAGCCUAACUGAGCGCUGGAUGGCGCACAACUGCUCCUUAGGCCAGCAGGCCUCUAGAAAUGGCAGCAGCCGAGGAGGUCGCCACCACUGGACUCUCUCGCUGGUUCUGAAGCUGGGGAUGACGAUACAAGAAACCCAAAACCAAAACCAAACGCAAUGCCCCAGCCCGGGGUUGUUCGAGGAGCAACUCGUUCCCCAGCUACGGCGGGCAUGGCAGGACCUGCGCCGUCAACACCCUUCAAUGGCGAGCACGCUCAACACCACACGGUACGUAUGGGAGUACCACCCGACAACGGACAAGGGAGAAGAAGAAAAAUGGCUCCGGAUGACGUUCGUGGUGGUCCCCUUCCAGAUCGAGGCGGCAACUUUGGCCACGCAGUUGGUGGCGCCACCGCGGCCGACAUUACAUGUUCUGCCUAGGAGUCAGGAGCUGCUUUUGCAGAGUCCGCAUAGUUCCGUUGAUGGUGCGGGACUGAUCAUAAUGGCUCAUUUGUUGUUGUCGACGGUAACAUCCCCGAGGGACCCGGGGGCACCUUUUGGCUCCUAUCCAUCUGUCGACAACAGCUUGAACCUAAAAGAGAGUGAGAGCGAGUGUUGUAACCUGGCCCCGCCGUUCCGAACAAUGGUCCAAGCCGGCCCAUUCACAGACAUGCAAAGCCAAGCUGCCAACGCGGAGCUGAAGCGCUAUCUCGAUGCGUUUCCCGGCAUGACGCUGCCCACGAAAAUCCCAAAACCAAAAACGCGCGACGGUACGGUCAGGCCGGGCAAAACGAAACGAAAGUGUCAUGUUUUUGACGAGUGUGAGACGUCAGCUAUUGCCGAUGCGUGUCGGAGAAAAGGGCUGACUGUGACACAUGCGGUUCAUGCAUCCAUUGCUUGUGCCAUGGCGAGACUUAAGUCGAAUCCGGCGGCUCCGAAUGUUUAUACUGGUGCCUUGUCGUUUGAUGGGAGGAGGAUCUAUGGAACUGCUACGGCAGAAGAAGACGAUAGAGAUUGGCAACUCCCAGCGUCCCUGUGCACCACCGCCUGGCUCCCCUCGAUUCAUGUCUCCGACUUUGAUUGUACUGCGGACCAAUUCAAACGCGCCUACGCAUGGCAUACCAAUAACAACACCAACACCAACGGCAACAGCACCGACAAUUUCCACACCCACACCCGCCCAGAAAAACGCGACCAAUACAACAUCGUCGAACUUAUGAUCAAAAACAUCCUCCCCCAAGUAUCCUCGACGACCGGCGCAACUUCCGUAUCCAUGGCCUCGGCCAACUUAUCCUCCUUGGGCGUCGUCGAACGGACCUUGCAGCGAAAGUAUGGUCAUCUCGAGGUUCUCGAAUACGCUCAACUGUGCGAGGUUCUCACGGCCUCGGUUUGCAUGUACCUCCAUACAUGGCGGGAUCAAAUGGUCCUGUCGACUAUGUAUAAUGAGGCUUAUUAUGAUGCUGAGUUUGUUGAUUUGUUGGUGGAGACUGUUUUGGACAUUUUGAGGCAGGGGUUGGGGUUGGGGGUGAAUGCGGAUGCGUAGCGUGCAAUCUGUUAGGUGACUAAGGUAGGUACUUGGGUGGUAUAGGAUUGGUAUGUUCCGAGUUCUGCUUGUUGCGCCAUGUGCCAGGGCAUCCACUACAAUGAAGCGGACUUGAGUUUGGACCAGAGCCUUCUGAAAGUGCAAAGGCAUCUAUCACAUUCGUAGGACAGGACACUUGGCUGCCAGUCUAGUUUGCUCGCCAGUGAAGUUGGCUUAGUCAUCUCAGGGGUUCUCAGCCUCGUCACGUGGCGAGGACUGAUUCUAUGGUGCCCUCUGUCUCCCAGUAUUGCGUACUAGUUUUUAACAUGACCACCACAGCUAUACAAAAGUCAUGUUGAAUGGCUGAUUGGCGCACCGAGACUAGUUGGUGACUUUGUGAUUCAAACCUGCUUCAACUGUUUCAUUCUAGAUACUAUUAUUCCCAAGUUGCUAUUUCC